AUGGUCCAACUCGCCCACAUCUUCAAGAAAGACAAGGACAAGGCGAAAGACCAUUCACCUCGCAGCAACAGUCACUCGCGUACGCCCUCCGAAGUCACUGGCAGUGGCAGUCCCGCUGCGUCUCCCCGAACCUCCUUCUCCACCGCGCGCAAGUCGCCCUCCAAAUCUUCCCCCUCCAAGUCCCAAUCUCCCUCCAAAUCUUCACCCAAGUCCCCGACCAAGGCGUCGCCCACCAAGACUCGCUUCGCGCACAGUCGCUCCUCGUCGAAUUCCACUCCCGCCUACAAAUUCGGCCGGUCCUCGCGAGACCAGGACCUCCACCCGCUUAAUCUCCCGCCCGACGAGCUCCGCCGUCGACUUUCGGCCAUGGCGGACCAGCGCAGCUCCAUGGAUAUCGACCAGGACCAGAUGAAGAACGGUGUCAACGGCCAGGAGCGGAGCCCGACUCCCCCGCCACACACCACCACCUCUGCCAACACCGACGAGGCCGAGUCGUUCAAGUUGGCCGGCAACAAAUUCUUCAAGGAUGGCGACUACAAGCGCGCCAUCGAAGAGUACAACAAGGCCAUCGAAAUCAACCCCAUCUCGGCCGCGUUUCUCUCCAACCGUGCCGCCGCCCACAUGGCCGCCCGCAACUACCUGAAUGCCCUCGAAGAUAUCGAGCGGGCAAACGAACUCGACCCCACCAACCCCAAGAUCAUGCACCGCUGGUCCAAGAUCUUGGUCAGUUUGGGCCGGCCCACCGAGGCUCUCGACGUCCUGUCCCGCGUGCAGCCCCCGGCAACCGCGACCGACCGCAGCCCUGCCGAGAAGAUGCUCAAGUUCAUCAAGCAAGCAGAGGAGACCCUCGCCGAGGACCGCGGAGGAUCGAUGGCCAUCUUCUGCCUUGACCAAGCCCGUCAGGGUCUCGGUCACGGCGUGAAGGAGCCGCGCAAGUGGACGCUGCUGACUGCCGAGGCGCAGCUGAAGAUGAAUAACAGCAACUCACUCGGCAAGGCACAGGACAUCGCCAUCGGCCUGUUGCGGGAGAACAGCCAGGACCCAGACGCCAUGCUGCUCCGUGCCCGCGCGUUCUAUGCGUCUGGCGAAACCGACCAGGCGCUCAAGCUGCUGAAGAUGUGUCUCGGGCUGGACCCGGAUAUGAAGCAGGCCAUCAAACUGCUCCGAAUUGUACAGAAGCUCAGCCGCACCAAGGACGAGGGCAACGCUGCCUUCAAGGCGAAGGAUUAUCGCCGCGCCAUCGACCUCUACUCCCAGGCUCUGGAGGUCGACCCUACCAACAAGGACAUGAACUCGAAGAUUCUGCAGAACCGUGCCCAGGCCUACAACAGCCUGAAGGAAUACGACUCGGCCGUACAGGACUGCACUGAGGCCCUCCGUCUGGACCCUGGAUAUGUCAAGGCCAUGAAGGUGCGUGCCAAGGCGCAUGCCGGCAACGAGAACUGGGAGGAGGCCGUGCGUGAUUACAAGAGUGUUGCCGAGAACAACCCCAGCGAGAAGGGGAUUGCCGAGGAGAUCCGUCGUGCCGAGUUCGAGCUUAAGAAGGCCCAGCGCAAGGAUUACUAUAAAAUUCUUGGCAUCGGCAAGGACGCGUCGGAGCAGGAAAUCAAGAAGGCCUACCGCAAGAUGGCCAUCCAGUAUCACCCGGACAAGAACCGGGAUGGUGAAGCCGGUGAUGAGAAGUUCAAGGAAAUCGGCGAGGCUUACGAGACAUUGAUCGAUCCUCAGUACGUCCCCCUUACAAACAUCAAGUAUACCCUGCCCAUUUGA
Penicillium argentinense is the source of this 1770-nucleotide messenger RNA. Its product is annotated as tetratricopeptide repeat protein. The transcript is spliced from 2 exons. Gene Ontology annotation, molecular function: protein binding. The coding region runs from base 1 to 1770 and encodes 589 amino acids. NCBI's taxonomy places the organism in Eukaryota, Fungi, Ascomycota, Eurotiomycetes, Eurotiales, Aspergillaceae. The record is from RefSeq and is a predicted model, not a curated record.